Molecule: messenger RNA, 672 nt
Organism: Asterias rubens (European starfish)
Lineage: Eukaryota; Metazoa; Echinodermata; Asteroidea; Forcipulatida; Asteriidae
Product: 39S ribosomal protein L41, mitochondrial-like
Exons: 4
Coding region: 72-458 (128 amino acids)
Biological process (GO): translation
Cellular component (GO): mitochondrial large ribosomal subunit
Molecular function (GO): structural constituent of ribosome
Source: RefSeq, a predicted model, not a curated record
UUAAAUAUUCACAUGUUGGAAACAUUUAAUUUAAAUUUGGUUCAAUUUGUUGUCCAGUUUUAUCAGGAAAAAUGCCGGUUAUUAAAGAUUUAAUAAAAGGUUUGUAUCGAGGAGCGAACAGACACAAAGAGAUGACUAGCAAACGAGGAAACAAGAACUUUCAUCCAAGUCGUGGAUUGCAGAGGACAGGAAUCAAAGUGGGAUUGAGGUUCAAAAACGUCCAAGAGAUGAUUCCAGAGAUUGUUGUUCCCAACCUUGAAGGAUUCACAUUGAAGGCGUACGUUUCUCACAAAUGCCCCGACACCACGGAACCACCAAUCACAGCAAGGGAUAUCUUUGACGCUUGCGUUGCUCCACAAGUCAAGGCAGACUUUAAGGACGGGAAGUUUAACAGCGUCAACGUAACCUCGGAGAGCUCGUCAGAGGGUGUAACGAAACAGUCAAACCAGAGCAGAUGACAUCAUCAAGAAUUCUUAAAAACUGUAAAUACAUCCCUGUUGUGAGGGCCCAAUUUCAUAGAGGUGCUUAAUGCAUGAAAUUAAGCUAAAGGCCAAGUCACAUUGCAGCGAUAAGGAAAACAAUAGCAAUCACGAUAUGGAGAGGUUUGCAGUAACACCAGACAUGCCAGAGUUGGGGGUGGUUCUGAAAAGAACCGUUGGUUUCAACUCGACG